AAGAAUAAGGCGCCGACAUCUGUGGCCUUCAAACCCGACCCGUCGGCCGUGAAGUCCAAUGUAAAGCCAGAGACUCCUCCAAAAGUAUCUAAAAUGAGUGAAACCGUGGAAAGUAUGGCCCAAAAGAUUAACAAAAAUCCCCGAAAAACAUCGCCCAAAGAGAAGCCAAAGCCAGCGCCGGCGCCCGAAGCCGUUGUGUCCACUGUCUCGACGUCGCCCCAGAAAAAGGCGGCCGCACUCGCGCCCACUGAUGACUCCAUGUCCGUAGCCAUGGGUCCGACCAUUUCUACUAAUUUUUACGGGUCAGAGCUGUUGCCCAACGGAUACAAUCGGAACAGCGCUCCCAAAGUGAAUGGAUUGGCAGUUGAUGUGAAUGUUUCGGUAGUUAUACUCACUAUAAGUCCAGAUUCUAACUCCAAAAUGGAGUUUGAUGUCGACCUCUUCUACCAUCUCUAUUGGACUGACUAUCGACUGAAUCGAGUGAACGAUACGUCGGAUAAAUUGAUUUUGGACUACGAGUGGAAGAGUCGGCUCUGGAUUCCGGACACGUCCUUCCGUAACGCCGUGAGCGGAGGAAUGGCUAACGAUGUCAUAUCUCCCAGUCUUUACUUCAUUAUAAGUAACACAACGAAUGUGUUUAUGGCUUCGCGACUCAGAAUCAAAUUCAGUUGUGACAUGAAGUUUGAGAAAUACCCGUUUGAUAAACAAAUCUGUUUUAUUAAUAUAACCACUCUGUCUCAGAAUAUAAAUACCGUUCGUUUGAAUUGGCAUUCAUUCAGAAUUGGUUCACAUGUGGAUCAGCCAGAGUUUGGCAUCAAAGAGGGCAACAAAGGUGUAUGCGUUAAGAAUUACACAGAUUUAGGUAAUUAUCAGUUUAAUCACAAUAUGUGUUCACUCGUGUCUAUACGUUAUGUUGCAUUUGGAGCGAAAUAUUGGCAAUUAUUUAAUAAAACGGUUCAUUCCGUCCUUUUUAAUUGUGAUCAUGUCUUUCAUUGGAUUCUGGAUUCCGGCAAAUAUAGCGCCGGCGAGAAUACGAAUGUGUUUAUGGCUUCGCGACUCAGAAUCAAAUUCAGUUGUGACAUGAAGUUUGAGAAAUACCCGUUUGAUAAACAAAUCUGUUUUAUUAAUAUAACCACUCUGUCUCAGAAUAUAAAUACCGUUCGUUUGAAUUGGCAUUCAUUCAGAAUUGGCUCACACGUAGAUCAGCCAGAGUUUGGCAUCAAAGAGGGCAACAAAGGUGUUCACUCGUGUCUCUACGUUAUGUUGCAUUUGGAGCGAAAUAUUGGCAAUUAUUUAAUAAAACGGUUCAUUCCGUCCUUUUUAAUUGUGAUCAUGUCUUUCAUUGGAUUCUGGAUUCCGGCAAAUAUAGCGCCGGCGAGAAUAUCACUCAUCAUUACAUCACUGUUAGCACUGAUAGCGCAACAAAUUCAGGCCGAACUCAAUGUCUCCUAUAUCUAUGCUCUGGAAGUUUGGACAAUAAUGUGUAUAACUUAUGUUUUUGCGACACUUAUUGAGUUUUCAGUCGCUAUUUCGUGGCCUUUCGGUCCAUCACAAGAACCUGAAGGCAAUGCAAACAACAAAACCAAACCAAAGCAUAUCGUCUGUACUGUCGAUCAC
This is a messenger RNA of Medioppia subpectinata, 1617 nucleotides long. The record is from the annotation of a GenBank genome assembly. Lineage: Eukaryota; Metazoa; Arthropoda; Arachnida; Sarcoptiformes; Oppiidae.